Molecule: messenger RNA, 2361 nt
Organism: Aureobasidium musti
Lineage: Eukaryota; Fungi; Ascomycota; Dothideomycetes; Dothideales; Saccotheciaceae
Source: the annotation of a GenBank genome assembly
AUGGCUUCCACAAGAACGUGCCUGUCGCAGUUGACACGAACCACUCUAUCACGACCAAAUCUCUACGUCCCCUCAGUCUCCAUACAACAGCGUGGUGCUGCACAGAGUGCCAACGCCCAAAAAUACAAGCGCAAGGAAUUGCCCACAUCGCAGCGCAAGAAGAAGAGCAGGACCACCUUCAUCAACCAUGAUUUGAAAGACGCCAUCCAGUUCNNCCCCCUGGUUGAUGCCAUGCGGUACGAAUCAUCUCCUCCUUCCUCGACUCAGGCUGUGAGAGAGGCGCAAACUGACAGCAUCNNCAGAUACCUUCGUGCAACAGAAGUCGGUCGCGUGCCAACAUCAUCCAAGUACGAGCUGCACCUCCGCCUCAAAUCCCUCAAGAACGGUCCCGUAGUCCGCAACCGCAUCCGCCUCCCACAUCCUGUAAAGACAGACUUGCGCAUCGCUGUCAUCUGCGACCCCAACUCAUCCGCCGCCGCUGCUGCAAAGAAGGCUGGAGCAACUUUGGUCGGAGAGGAAGCCAUUUUCGACGCUGUGAAGGAGGGCCGUAUCGAGUUCGACCGCUGCUUGUGCCACCAGGACUCGCUCGCAAAGAUGAACAAGGCAGCUUUGGGAAGAAUUCUUGGUCCCAGAGGCUUGAUGCCCAGCGCAAAGACCGGAACAGUCGUUAAGGAUGUUGCAGCAAGUGUGCAGGACAUGGUUGGUGCAAGCGAGUACAGAGAACGUCUGGGUGUCAUCAGAAUGGCUAUUGGACAGUUGGGCAUGACACCUGAGGAGUUGUCGAGGAAUAUCAGAAGCUUCAUUGAGAACGUCAAGAAGGACAUGGCUGGUAUGAGCGACAGAAUCGCCAAGGAUAUUCAUGAGGUGACAUUACUCUUCAACCGGACCAUCAUGGGUCACGAGCGCCUGCUUCCAACCAAGAGACUCUAUCCUCCGUCUAUGAUGCGUCCUGAAGAAAUCUCAAAGAUCGUCACUUUCUCUUCUGAGCAAAAAGUCACUUACACUCAAGUCCUAAAGAAUCAGUGGGAGGAGCUUGAGCACUGUCUAUACGACAGCGAGACCAGCAAGAUCAUGGUAGCCAAGAUCGAGACGACGUCCCGAGACAUAAGGAGAUCAGCCAACCUCCCAGAACCACGAGUAGAAGCUAAUUCACAGCCAGUACAAAGUGUUCAUACCAUGAAAGAAAUGAUGAAAUCAAAAUCGGUCGCGGAGCUCAACAUCUUUUGGGAUGUGGAAUCCGAGUCCAGAACAAGCAAGAAGCCUUUGCGGAUUUCCACCAUCAAAAUCGUUCUGGAAGCUGGUAGAUACUCAUCGGUCGCUGAUUUGUGUACCGACUUCAAGAUCAUGACCACGGAUACGCAUUUGAUUACUGGCGAGAGUGGUUCCACAUCGACCGCGGCGCGAAGGCUCUUUCGCAGCUUCUGGGAACGGAUGCAGCAUUGUCCGACUGGACCAAAAGGCGAAUCAGCACACGACUAUGGCAAGAAAACUAUAAAGCGUAUGGAAUCCAAAAUCAUAAGUGCCAAAACGAAGGUCACAAAGCCAUCACCAGAAGAGAUUGAAGUCAUUGAUAUUGCUUCAGAUACAGAUGAGUUUGAGAAGACUGCUUUUGAAGCUGACACAGCCAGCUUCGCAAACGCAGCCAGCUUCGCAAACGCCUUCAGUGAAACCAAUCUGGUUAAAUCUGAUGCUUGGUCCAAAGGCGAUUUUUCUGACGACGCCUGUGAUUCUUCGCCCGUAACGCAUGAAGAACCAGCCCCUAUGGCGGGAGCUGAAAAGACGCCCGAGCCUGACGAUCUCGAUGAGGAAACAAGACAGCUGCAGAAGGAAAUCGAAGAACGCCAGCAGAAGCUCGCCAACAUGGCGGAAAAGAAAAAGCUCUUAGCAGAGAUCAAAGAUCUGGACACCGAGAAAGUAGAGCUCGAUGAGAAGAUACCCGAGGUGGAGAAGCAGCUUGAGCAAGUCAGCUCAAAGGUCCAAGAUUGCCGUAACAUGAUCAACACGACUUAUGCCGACGAAAAGAAAACUUUCGAUGCCAUUGAUUGGCACGAGGGAGAAAGAGUGAGGUUGUGCAACGAAAGCGAGAGACUCAAAUGGGAAAGUGAAAGGUUGCUUCAGGAGAGUGAAAAGUGCCGUCAGCGGAUUGAGAUACACCGUCAAGAAAUUGAGAGACUUGGUUCGGUAGAGAGCGGGUAUCGGCAAAGGCACAAUGCACUGCUUGCAGAGGAACAGCAGACAAAGGAGCAAGGCCGCCAGAUUUUUGAGAACGAAAUUCAACUCAAAGAGAGACGUGAUCAGCUCGAGAACCAGCGGGCCAUUGCAAAGAAGAAACUCGACGCAUUGAACAACGUCAACGCCUGA